This is a messenger RNA of Xyrichtys novacula (pearly razorfish), 2914 nucleotides long. NCBI's taxonomy places the organism in Eukaryota, Metazoa, Chordata, Actinopteri, Labriformes, Labridae. The record is from the annotation of a GenBank genome assembly.
AUGGCCAUGAGCUCCUAUUUGAUCAACUCCAACUAUGUGGACCCCAAGUUCCCCCCGUGUGAGGAGUACUCUCAGAGCGACUAUCUGCCCAGCCACUCUCCGGACUACUACAGCUCCCAGCGGCAGGAGCCCGCCGCCUUCCAGCCGGACUCUCUCUAUCACCACCAUCAACACCACCAACACCCGCACCACCAGAGCCACCACCCUCCGCCGCCUCCUCCUCCUCCGCAGCCGCAGCAGCAGCAGCGAGCCGAGCCGCCCUACACGCCGUGCCAGCGCUCGGGGCAGCCCGCCUCGGUGGUGAUGUCCCCGCGGGUUCACGUUCUCCCCCCAGCCGGGCUGCAGCCCACCCCCGUCCCGGAGCAGAGCCACCGCUGCAACUCGGUGACACCCAGCCCGCCUCCCCCUCCGUCCUGCGGUCAAACGCCCCACAGCCAAAGCACUUCGUCCCCGUCCGGCACCCGUAAGGACCCGGUGGUGUACCCGUGGAUGAAGAAAGUCCAUGUAAACAUCGGUGAGUGAGUCUGCAUGCAAACUUGUUCCUCUCUCUCCCCUCUCUUCUCUGCCUCGCUGCCUUUGUGCGCUCAGCUCAGCUCAGCUCAGCUCAGCUAGGUGUCCACCGUCAGGAUCUACGGCUUCCCCUCCCUGUUUCUGUUAGAAGAACACGAGUAGCCCUUGGGUCAAGAUUUACGAUCGUCUGUUUGCAGGGCCAAUAUAAUUACACCCUCCAUAAAUUUUUAUUACACCUCUCCGCUGAGGUGCCUUUUGAAGUCCGAUCUCCGGCUCGUCUGCUCUGAUUCUUCGCCUUAUGACAACUCAGCCGAGCCCAUAAGUUAGAUUUUAUGCUUCUGUAAUUUGAUUUUAAGUGGUCUGCUUGUAUAAACGGUGUACUUUACUCUGUCGAGCCUUCCUUCCCCUCUCGUUGUUCAGGGGAGGGAAAGUUUUAUGGCAGCUGAAAUAUUCAUGUUUAUGGAGUCAGCCGUAAAACACUAAUGCAGAGCCGAGCAGCUCCAGUCUAUUAUGGCUCCUCUCUGAUGGUGUAAUAGACUCACAGCCUACUGCCUAUACUGGGAGUACUGGGGCGUAUUUCCACGCGGCGACCAAAUGCCACUUUCACAAACUCACCGAAACGCGUGAAUCUGUUUACAGGGUAAGAGAAUCUAUAUUCCAUAUAUCUAUCCUGGCUGCUCCCUCUCUCUCUCUCUCUCUCUGUGUUUGUAGGAUCGUGUUUGGCUGCUGCUCUGCUUGUAGUUUGGAGGAUUUGUUGAAUCAUUACCCAGGCAGCCAUUCAGUGCCGUCGUGUAUCUGCUACACCCCCCCUCAACCUCCACCACCACCUUUAUUCUCCACCAGUUUACCCAGUUCAGACAAAGCUGGCUCUGCUCAGGGCGCGUGAAUAGAAAACAGCGUUCCCACUCGUGAUCUUUUGACGCAUCUGUAUUUUUACGCGCAAACGUGUCAGAUGGACGUGGCCCAGAUUUGCCCCCCCAAAUCACAACAUUUGGACACCCGGCGUCAGGGCUGGCUGUGCGGGGAGGAUUCUCAGCGCCGCAGGGCCUGAAGUGACACCUGACAACAUGUGAGAGAGAGAAAAAAAAGAGAAGAAGAAGCUGCAGAUUCUGAGAGAAAAAGAGUGAAAAAAAAACGAGUUCAGCUGAAAGAGGAGAGAGAAAAAGAGAUUAAAGAGGAGAGAGAGCGUGAGCCUCAGAGGGUCUGCCAAGGUUACAGCCAUUUUGUGCUGCUCACUGUGGGUCCACGCGCGGGGGUCAGGGAUUUAUUUCUCUGAGUUACACGGAGAGGUCUCCUCUUUUAAAGGCGGACCCCAGUAACCGAGAUUCAAUAUGAGAUACACAGAUUUAUGUUUAUGUUAGAAUAAACGACAGCAAAGUUCCGUUAAAAUGUGUUUUCACCUCCUAAUUUUCUAUUUUUUCUACUAUAGUAACGUUUUUAUUACCCUUUAACUACUGAUGAUGUUUUUUUUUAAUGCAGAACACCUCAGUAACUGAAACUACAUAUGAGAUAUACAGAUUUAGAUUUAUGUUAGAAUAAACGUGCCGUUAAAAUGUGUCUUAAUGUCGUAAUUUUCUAUUUUUUAUGAUGGGUUUUUUUAUGCAGAGCACCUCAGUAACUGAAACCUUAUAUGAUAUAUACAGAUUGAUAUUUAUGUUAGAUAUUAUAUAUAUAUAUAUAUAUAUAUAUAUAUAUAUAUAUGUUACGUUUAUUGUAUAUGUUAGAAUAAACGACAGUAACUUACUGUUAAAAUGUGUUUUCAUGUCGUAGUUUUCUAUUUUUUACUGUGUAGCAACAUUUAUUUAUUAGUUUCUAAUUACUGAUGGUGAUUUUUUUAAUAUAAUUAUUUUAAUUUGAAGUAAUUUAUCCAUUAUUUUGAGUUACUAAUGUCCUGUACACGUCUUUUGUAUCAUAUUAGUGUAAAACUCAAGUUUAAUAUUAGAGUUAACGAUGAUUUUAUUUAUAGUAAAUAAUAAGAUAUAAGUUUAAUAUAAUUGAGGCCACCCUGACUUCCUCACAGUUACAUGAUAUUAAAUAAUAAUUCAGUGUUUCUGUUGUCUUCCUGCUCGUCUCCUCUCCUCCCUCCUUGUAUUGAUCACUUCACCUCCUUUGUUCUCCAACAGUGAGCUCAAACUACACGGGGGGAGAACCGAAACGCUCGCGGACGGCCUACACGCGCCAGCAGGUUCUUGAGCUGGAGAAGGAGUUCCACUACAACCGGUACCUGACGCGCAGGCGCAGGGUGGAGAUCGCGCACACGCUGUGCCUAUCAGAACGGCAGAUCAAGAUCUGGUUCCAGAACCGGAGGAUGAAGUGGAAGAAGGACCACAAGCUGCCCAACACCAAGGUCCGCUCCGGAACCGGCAGCAACACAAACUCCCAGAGCCGCUCCGGACCUCUAUAG